CCCGGCUCCCCAACCCCACCACGCCCCCGAACCCCUCGGAAAGUAGAGCACGGAAGCGAGGGACGUCUCGUGUGGGUUCCUCCAAGCUCCAGUCCCAUGGCCACUUCCACCGUUCUCCCUCUCCCGUAUUCUAUCUCUUUCCCUCUUCCUUCCUCUCGAUUCCGAAAGCUGAGGCCCUCCGCCUUCUCUUCCUCCCACUGCUUCGCUCGCCAAACCCCGCCCCUCAUCCUCCCUCUUUCUCGGAGGCUUCUCCGUCCGUACCUCCUCGGAGGGCGGCGGCGCGGCGGCGGUGCUCGGGCUGCCUACGUCUCUGCCCCGGCCUCCGAUCCCGACGCCAUCGACAGGGGCGCGAGCCCCGAGGCGUCCGCUCCCCAGGUGUCCUCCCCGGCCGCCGCCAUUAGUUGGGGCGGCAUCUGGUCUCUCCUCUUGCGUCACAAGCUAAGGAUGGCUAUUUCGCUGGCUUCUCUCGUUGGGUGCACUUGCUGCACCCUCUCGAUGCCCCUCUUUUCUGGGAAAUUUUUCGAGAUACUCAUAGGAAGAGGUUCUGAACCAUUGUGGAAGCUUCUUUCCAAAAUUGCUGUAUUGUAUACCCUGGAGCCAAUUUUAACUAUUGUAUUUGUUAUCAACAUGACUAUUAUGUGGGAGAAGGUGAUGGCAAGCCUCAGAGGCCAGAUUUUUAGGAGGAUAUUGAUUCAAAAGGUGGAAUUUUUUGACCGCUAUAAGGUUGGUGAAUUGACUGGUUUGUUGACAUCUGACUUGGGUUCUCUAAAAGAUGUUGUCAGUGAAAAUAUAUCAAGAGAUCGUGGACUGAGGGCACUUUCUGAGGUUAUUGGUACGAUAUGCUUACUUUUUUCACUAUCAACACAACUUGCUCCUGUGCUGGGGCUGCUGAUGGUGUCCGUAUCUGUUUUAGUAGCUAUAUUCAAGCGGUCAACUGUUCCUAUCUUUAAAUCUCAUGGAAUGUCCCAAGCGAGCAUAUCAGACUGUGCAACUGAAACAUUUUCUGCCAUUCGGACUGUUAGGUCAUUUGGUGGUGAAAAGAGACAAAUGUCUGUAUUUGGUAAUUUGGUACUUGCUUACCAGCGUAGUGGCAUAAAACUUGGAACAUUGAAGGCUGCAAAUGAAUCCUUGACUAGAGUGGUAGUCUACAUUUCUCUGAUGACACUUUAUUGUUUUGGAGGAAGCAAAGUGAAAGCGGGUGAACUGUCUGUUGGAACCAUGACUUCAUUCAUUGGUUACACCUUCACAUUAACCUUUGCUGUUCAAGGGGGUGUGAAUACCCUUGGUGAUCUUCGUGGGACCUUUGCUGCUGUAGAACGGAUUAAUUCUAUUCUGUCUGCAACAGAAAUUGAUGAGUCACUUGCUUAUGGUUUAGAUAAAGAAAUCCAAUCAAAAGAACUGGAAGACGUUAAUCUUGGAUCACUUUAUGGUGAUGGUUAUUCUGCGAAAAAUCAAGCUCUAAAUAUGCAUUACAUGUCAGCACUGAGAUCAGCUAGUGAUGGGUGUAGUCUAGCUUGGUUUGGUGACAUUUGCCUUGAAGAUGUGUACUUCUCUUAUCCUUUAAGGUCUGACGUGGAUGUCUUAAAUGGUCUCAGCCUGAAACUUGAAUGUGGAAAAAUAACUGCAUUAGUAGGACCUAGUGGUUCGGGAAAAAGUACAGUAGUACAACUUCUUGCCCGCUUCUAUGAGCCAACUAGAGGUUGCAUAACUAUAGCAGGGGAAGAUAUUCGAACAUUUGAUAAAAGAGAAUGGGCCAAGGUUGUGUCCUUAGUGAAUCAGGACCCAGUCCUCUUCUCAGUAUCUGUGGGAGAAAAUAUUGCAUAUGGACUACCAGAUGAGGAUGUCUCCAAAGAUGACAUAAUAAAGGCAGCCAAAGCUGCCAAUGCGCAUGAAUUCAUAAUCUCUCUUCCUCAGGGCUAUGACACACUAGUUGGUGAACGGGGAAGCCUCCUAAGUGGUGGACAGAGACAGAGAAUUGCUAUCGCACGAGCCCUUCUUAAGAAUGCUCCGGUUCUAAUACUCGAUGAGGCCACCAGUGCUCUAGAUGCAACUAGCGAACGCCUGGUGCAAGAGGCUCUUGAUCAUUUGAUGAAGGGAAGGACCUCAUUGGUGAUUGCCCAUAGAUUAAGCACUGUCCAAAAUGCGCAUCAAAUUGCUCUUUGUUCAGCUGGGAGGAUCACAGAGUUGGGCACGCACUUUGAGUUGGUGGCUAAGAAAGGUCAAUAUGCCUCACUUGUUGGGACUCAGAGGCUUGCAUUCGAAUAAGGAUUCAAGUAUUUCAUUAUUGCAGGAAAUGUAAAUAGGUCUAAAGGAGUUGUAUGACUCCAAUGAUGGAAAAUGCUGGAUAACCUACAUUUCUUGUCCAAUAUUGACCUCCAAAUGCCAUUGUUUCUGUCAGCUAACUCAAGAGGGUUUUGUAGAUUUGACCACAGGCCCAAAGUAACAAACAUAUGCAAAAUGGGGUGCAGGCCUAAAGUUUGCCAUCAUGUUGGCUGGAUUGCUUAAUCUGAUGCAUGACGAGAUUGAGAUACAAAAUUCUUUGCUUUUUUUUUAUAUUAUUUUUAACUUUUUGUUCCUUUUUGAAUGGUACAUUUUUUUCUGUAUCUGUCUAUGGAGACUGUAUCCGAUAGAUAAUCAUGAAACAAAUCAUACAUCUCAGUGGAGUUCGCCCAGGUCCUUACAUGGAGCCUUAAUCCCUGAGCCCCAUGCGGUCCAAAAGAAAAGGCAAUAUAUGAAGUUUUGCCAUAUUAAAAUAA
Elaeis guineensis (African oil palm) is the source of this 2756-nucleotide messenger RNA. RefSeq names its product ABC transporter B family member 28. Gene Ontology annotation, cellular component: mitochondrial inner membrane. Lineage: Eukaryota; Viridiplantae; Streptophyta; Magnoliopsida; Arecales; Arecaceae. The record is from RefSeq and is a predicted model, not a curated record. Gene Ontology annotation, molecular function: ATP hydrolysis activity; ATP binding; ABC-type oligopeptide transporter activity. Gene Ontology annotation, biological process: oligopeptide export from mitochondrion.